GGAGGCGUGUUAGCACAGGAAAGAGAAGCGGCAAUGAAUUGACCCGACUACGCUAGCAUUUAUACCUUAACUGAACUUAUGUACAGUGUAACGUUAGUGAUUAAAACUCCACAGAUUCGUGAGUACGUUUACGCGUCAAGAUAUAACGUCAAUUAGUUUGUCACACAUGUACCUUAAUCAUGUAGGUAGCUAGCUGAACAACUUAAAGGAUGCGCAACUCAUCUAAAACCGAGAUUGGUAACCGUAGCCAGAAGCAGUAACAUGUUUGCGGCAUGGAAAGCCUUAGGGGUGAUUGACACUUUGUAGCUCACUUAGGUUACCAGGUACCGUUGAAAUUGUACUAACUUACCUAGCUGGGUAGAUGAUGUUUGUCUAGUGGGGUAACUAAAGCUAACGUUAUACGAUUACACAAUAUUAACUACACUAGGGUCAUUUAACGUUGGAAUAAAGUCUCGUGGGGUAAUGGUUCUCAGCCUUUUUGCUCCCAAGACCCCCCAUAUCCACGGAAAUAUUGGCGCAUAAAAGUGGAGCGAUUCUUUCGUUCAUUCAGAAUACUACCGGAUUUGUUUUUUUUGGCAUCAGGCCUUCCUAUUUUACCGAAAUUCACAGACCACAGGUGUGAGUAGGUGGUUUACCUGGGAACGAACAUGCGCCUGUCACAGUGGAUUUACAGAUGCGCCCGCUACACUGGAGAUGCUAUCCUGAGGUCGGGUGUAGUUGGACGUCCACAGCGGCGGUUCUACCGCUGUUCCGUGACGCUGUUGAGCUCGGACGACGACGGCUCUGAGCUGGCGAAGGGUCGGGGGCGCGGCGUCCCGGGCCCCGGCAGCGCCCGCGUCGCGCCUCCCGGAAAGCCGUUCGGGCCAGGCGGCGGGAAGGCCGCUAAGCGGCGUCCCGCGAAGCCAGAAAACCAGGCGAAGCAGGCGGGCUCAGAGCCGGGGCUCAGGCCCAAAAGCAGGCUCUCGCUCGACCUCCAGAGGCUGAGCCAGGACGACCUCGCGGAGGCGGAGCCUGAGGCCGACGGAGGACAGGCCGGGGUCCGCCGGAGGACGGAGGUGCUCUUCGGCGCGGCGCCCUGCCUGCUCGCUCUCGCCGGGGGCCGCCGGGUGAUGCACCGGCUGUUUGUGAAAGGAAACGGCGCCCCCCAGAGGCCGGCCCUGCAGCAGGCCAGCGAGGAGGCCCGCAGGCGGAUGGUGCCGAUCCAGCCGGCCAGCAGGAAGGAGCUGGACGGGCUGUGCUCAGGACGGGUCCACCAGGGCCUGUGCCUGGAGGCCUCUCCUCUGGAAUACCUCACAGACGAGGGACACGCAGGGGCAGCUGGGGACCACAAAGAGCCCCCUCUCUGGCUGGUCCUGGAAGGGGUCCAGGACCCCAUGAAUCUGGGUGCUAUUCUGCGCUCUGCGUACUUCCUAGGGGUGGACAGGAUUGUUAGCAGCAUCCACAACAGCUGUCCUUUGACACCAGUCGUGAGCAAAGCCAGUUCAGGUGUGAUGGAGAUUGUGGAAGUGUAUGGCUACGAGAACCUGGCUGACAUGCUGAAGUCGAAGGUGGGCCAAGGCUGGCAGGUUAUCGGCACGGUGGGGGCUGCGGAGGUGGGCGUGGACGUGCCUGUCCAUCACUGCUCUGAUUUCGUGCUGACCACGCCCACGCUGUUGCUGAUAGGCGGGGAGGGUCCCGGCCUGUCCCCUGACCUUCGGCGGCUUUGCCACGCCCUGCUCACCAUCCCGCCCCGCCGCGAGCUGCACCCGGCCGUCGAGUCCCUCAACGUCUCCGUAGCGACAGGCAUCCUGGUGCACUCGCUGCUGUCGUCGCGGACGAAAGGGCGUCGAUGACCGCGGCGGGGUGUUUGUUUUGGACGAGCUCCCGGGCCCCUCAGUACAGUGCUUAGAACGGAUUACGACAUCAAUUAGCCGUCGGCGCGCCGCGGGGCCGCGGAUUGAUUGGGUAUGCUAAUGCGGACGGGGCGGCGGGUUUGGCGGGUUUUGGCCGAGCGGGCGAGGUGGCGCGGCGCGAGGCGGAGGCCGCUCUCUCGGGUCGCUGAGCGGCAGCCGCCACGCCGCCUCGGAACGCUGGUCUCCCCGGCAACUGCAGGGGGGGGGGGGCGGCGAUGACGUCACGGCUCUCGGGCUCUGGAAACCGCACGCGGGCGAAACGGGCGAACUGGAACAUGGCCGCCGCUUGCGCCACGUACGCAUCCCUUCUGCGUACGUAUCCCUGCUGCGUAUGUACCCCUUCUGCAUAUGUACCCCUUCUGCGUAUGUACCCCUUCUGCAUACAUAUCCCUUCUGCGUACGUGUCCCUUCUGCGUACGUACCCCUUCUGCGUACGUACCCCUUCUGCAUACGUAUCCCUUCUGCGUACAUAUCCCUUCUGCGUACGUACCCCUUCUGCAUACGUACCCCUUCUGCAUACGUAUCCCUUCUGCGCACGUACCCCUUCUGAAGGAGGCACUUGUGGUUUCGGAGCUGCCCGUAAUGUUGCUCACAGAAAUGGAGAGCGGGGGACUGUAAAACUGCGCUCGUUUCGUAGGACUGAUUGGUUCCUCGUAUGCAGAGCCUGCUGUGGCUGCAGUUAAGCUGUGCCUCGUCUCCAGCAGGCUCUGCAUCAUGCCUUACAGCAGCUUUAUGGCUCUGCCUCUGCCCGCACUGUGUCUCUGCUGGGCUGUAGCUGGGGCCUCUUCCCUCUGUGUGUGUGUGUGUGUGUGUGUGUGUGUGUGUGUGUGUGUGUGAGUGUGUGUGUGUGUGAGAGUGUUCGUGUGUUUGUGUGUGUUUGUGCAUUGGGCUACAGCCACCGUAUGAAAUGUGCUAUAUAAAUAAAGAUUGAUUGAUUGAUUGAUUGUGUGUUUGUGUGUAUGUGUAUGUGUGUGUGUGUGUGUGUGUCUGUGUGUAAGCAAGGGUGCAUAUGUGUGUCUGUGCAAGUGUGGGCGUUUGUGUGCACGUGCAAAUAUGUAUGUUUCUAUGUCACAAACACACACCUGUGCACAUGCGUGGGUGUGGUGGAUGCGUGUUUGCGUGCAUGCGCGCGUGUGUUUGCAUGCAUGUGCACGUGUGUACAGUAACUGCACAUGUAAGAAGCAGGCAUUGCACUCCCAGGCCAGUGACGGUUGGGAAGUGGGGCACGCUGGCGCUACGACGGCAGCGGUGGACGUGAGCAGAACGGAUGUGAUAAAGGGAAAGCCAAAAGGCAGAUCUGUCCUGCCCCCCUCUGUGUAACAGUAUCCCCCCCCCCCCCCAAUGUGAUGGAACCAAUCAGCUAAUGGAAUCAUCCUAAGGGUCUUGUUACUUCCACAGGUGCAAUUAACCUCCACAUCUGCUAAUCUGUGAUUAACGAGCUUUACAAAUGUGCUAAAACUUGCUAACGAACUCCAGGAUGAGAUCUAUCGCUUCUCAUCUCCCUCCUCCUCCUGCUCCUCCUCCUACCUCUUCCCCUGCCUGAGAGGCCCUCGAGCAACACACACACACACACACAUGCGCACACGCACACACACACCAGCCUGGACCCACUCCUCUCUCCCCCCCGUGUUAAUUAGCAGAGGUACUUAAUUUUUCGUAAUUAAGAAUGAGGGAGAAAGAUGGAGGAAGGACACCAAGGGCCAGGUUGGGUGUUGGUGCUGCCAGGUCGAUAUGAAGACGGCCAGUUCAGCAGCUGACCAUUCUACCCCGAUCCCAGUAUACAGGCAUCUCAUUGUGACGGGCGCUGGUUUGUUCUGAUAAGAGACAGGACUGACAGCUGUGGCAAUGUAGUGUUUGUUGUCUGUCCUCCUCCUGACCAGACCAUUUCAGCCAUCUUCCUGUUUUUUUUUUUUUUUCUUCCUUCUCCACUGGAUCCAUCUCUGUCCCUUGGCAUGGGUGAGGUGAGGUUGGUGUUCGCUUAGUGGUCCCUACAUCACUGCUGCAAGUAGUAGUCGCGCUGGAGCAGAAGUUCUUCCUCUUAUUUGUGCUCUGCUGUUUCAUUAAUACUGACUAUACACUGUAAAAAAAGAGAACUUUGUUGUAUAAUAAAUUGCUUUGCAAUCUGUGCUGAUAUCAAA
Messenger RNA from Anguilla rostrata (American eel), 4030 nucleotides. RefSeq names its product mitochondrial rRNA methyltransferase 1 homolog (S. cerevisiae) (gene mrm1). Gene Ontology annotation, cellular component: mitochondrion. NCBI's taxonomy places the organism in Eukaryota, Metazoa, Chordata, Actinopteri, Anguilliformes, Anguillidae. Gene Ontology annotation, molecular function: RNA binding; rRNA (guanine) methyltransferase activity. The transcript is spliced from 6 exons. Gene Ontology annotation, biological process: rRNA methylation. The record is from RefSeq and is a predicted model, not a curated record. The coding region runs from base 648 to 1832 and encodes 394 amino acids.